GGAUCGCUGGCUCUCGGGCGGCACAUUUGCGCGAUGGCCGGAAGCAGCCACCUCAGCAGGAGCUUGGGUGCCCUUCGGGGACUCUUCGGGAGCGGGCUGAGCCCGCGCUUUCCAAGGGGAGCCCGGUUGGGUGUGCCUCACUGGAGGUGUUUAAGCUCCAGGAGUUCCCUUGCUCCUCUGAUUUUGAAUUCCUGCUCUUUCCUGGACUGCAGAUUAGUUAUGAGAGAGCAGGUCCGGCCCUUCCUCAGCCUUGCAGCCCCUCUGCUUGGUGCCAAGCGAAUGGAAUACACUGAAAUCCGUCAACUCCCGUACUCUGUUGACCAGAUGUAUGACAUUGUAGCUGAUGUUGGCAGCUAUCAGCUCUUUGUUCCCUGGUGUAGCUGCUCCCGCAUAAUUUCCCAUCACAAAGAAGUCUCCCAGGCUGAGUUGGAAGUGGGAUUUCCUCCUGUGGUUGAGCGCUACGUCUCGGAGAUCUCCUCAGUGCCUCAUUGUCAGAUCCGGGCUGUGAGUAAUGAUGGACGGUUAUUCCAGCAUCUGGAGACACUAUGGCAAUUUAAGCCAGGACACGCAGGACUGGAUUCUUGCACACUCAAGUUUUACGUCUCCUUUGAGUUCAAGUCCAUCCUCCAUUCCCAACUGGCUAAUAUUUUCUUUAAUGAGGUAGUCAAGCAGAUGGUAUCAGCGUUUGAACAGAGAGCAGAGAAGCUGUACAGCACGCAAACUGCAGCCCAGCCACACCGGACAAUUCACUGCACGUGACAGAUGGUUUUGGGUGCACUCAAGUCUGAGUCCUCCCUCCUGAUCUCAUAGAGCAAAUUCCUCUUCCCAUUCACAUCUAGAUCACUUCUUGGACACGUUUUAUGAAGAGACAUUAUUUAUGCUUAUUUACCUUGCAAAAAACUCUCAAAGAUGCACAUUAUUUAAAUGAUUCUGCUAUUUUAUGGUAUAUUUUGGUCUAUUAUAAAUUAUUGACUAUUUAAUUUUGCUGUUGUAAGGAUGACUCUUUGUUACAGUGGAGACCUCUGAUCACAAUUGGAAACAGCAAAUAAUGGAAUUUUUAAUUUUUUUUGAAACAGCAGAAGAGUGAUAGGAUUUUUUUUUACUUCAGGUUUUUAAAAAGUGGCACAUUUAUUAGCUCACUGAAUAAUUUUUUGAAAUAUGAGGAAAACAGCAAGCUAAACAUAAUUUUUCUUCAGUGGCAUUCAUAGUGUAAUUUCCUAGAAUCUCCCUCUCUUUUGUAAAAUAAGCCUCUAUCCUCUUUUAGGUGGCAUAAGAUCAAGUUUUUCUUUCCUUCCUUGAAGCAACUUCUUUCAGAUUAAUUCAAACUACUCUAGAAUUUAUAGAAAAUGGAAUAAAACUUGGCAGGGGGGCAGUGAAUUUUUCUUUAGUAGCUCACAAGAAGGUAUCAGAAUGGGCAAGUUGUGAGCCAGGCUUUCUCUUACUCAGAUUUCUUGGAGUAGGGGCUUCUGUGAUUAGUAGCAGAAUUUAGCAUAAUGCUCUUACUAAAUGAUUGAAGAGUUGCAACUACUAUUCUAGGACUAGUCAUAAAGGAGCCCUAACAGCUACAUAGGCAGUGAUACAAUCUGACAUCUGACCUCCUGAGACUUUAUACCUGAAAUGCCAGAGGUAGAAGCAGGUGAUUACCUAAGGCAGGAAUUGCUGACAAGGUUGAGUUCAGUUGCAACAGAGAGAACACUGCCAAGCUGAUUCCCACCCGAAUGGUGUAAUUGCUUAAGCACUGUAGAAAAACUAUCACUUAUGCCAAAAAUGUCAAUUUCCUAACUUCAGAGGUAAAUGGUGAUUCUGAUGCAGUCCAAGUAAUAACAUCCCAGAAGAUAAGGAAAUCUUCACAUGCCCAGGGGUUCCUAGAAGUAUGUAGAAUGCAGAACUAGGGAGGAAAAAUUAAGAGAAAAAGAAAAUCUACCUCCCCAGGAUGAAACAUAAUUGUGCAUGUUUGCAUUGCGUGUCUGCUAGGCUUAUACAGCAAAGCUCAGAAACAAAAUGAAAAUGUGUUGCAGGGUUCUCGUUUUGUAAAUUAACCAACAUACAAAUAAAAUAUUGGGGGGGGGGCAUAUGUAUAUUUCAGUUGAGCAAGGAGAAUAUGGUUUGCCGAUGGGAGUUUGUGGGUUGAAUUCCUGGCAUUUCCAGAUGCUGCUCAUUAGGGGAGACAAUACAGCUUCAGAAGGAUCAGUGAUCAGUUUAUGUAAGUUGGUUUCCUACUUUGUGUGUGUAUAUGCGUGUGAAAAAAUACUCACUUUUUCAGGGUUACGACCUUCCAAACUGACAAACAAUCAAAGGAUAAAUUGUCACAUCAGCAAAUACUGAAAGUUUGCCGGAAAAUAUUCACAAUCUCAGGUAAAGGUAGCACUAUAAAACACAAUCUUCAAGCUUUGCUUGAAUGCCCACUGAGUGGAAAAGACCAGGAAUUCCAGUUCUGCUUCUUCGCAGCCUUAUUAAUUGUGGCUACCAACUUACCUGAGCUAACCACCAGAUCCUUAAGGAUCACCAACACAGAUAUUAAUAUACAGAUAGGAUCAAAGGUGAGGGCAUUCCUUCAAAUAAACUGAUCCUAUAUAUUCAGAGUAUUAAAGGUUAUAACUAGCACACUGAAUGCUGGUUUAAGUAGAAUUCUAUUUCUUUAAAUAAUCCUCUCUUUAAAGGCAGUAGGGACCACAUCCUCUCUCAUUCACUAUUUCUCAAAUGCAAGCCAAAAUCAUUCCAGGCAGCUUCUCUCUGGUGGACACUGACCUCCUUUGAAAUAUUAGCCUUGGCUCUUAAUGCCACUUCCAAGAUAAUCUUCAAUUCAGUCAGGAAAAUGAUUGAACAGCAGGGUGGAUGAUACCUCAAUAGAAUCCAACUCAUGUAACAGAUUCCCAACAGCAGGUAUAAACUUCUGAAAAUGGUGGACUGUAAAACCAGGACCUGAUUUCACAGAUUGAUAGAUGAGCCCCCUGGAGCAGAUUUUGGAGGUGGCUAUGGACAAAACGGAUGCCUUAAACCUAGUAGUAGUAUAAAACACUUAUUCUGUUCCUUAAACCCAUUUUAAAAAGACAACAGCAUGAAAAUGUUGGUUCCAUCCACUCUGAUGAUCAUGUAACAUUGUCAGUGAUAUCCCAUGCAGGUCUUGGAAAUCAAUAAAAUAAAAAUAAAUUUAGAAAUAUGGGUUGGCUACAACCAUUGCCCUCUCUGUUGUAACUCAGGGCUACCUAUAUUCCCUACCCAACUUGGGCUCAGAGGACACAAUUUGUCUCAAGUCAAGGACAAGACUUGACUUUUAGCCAUGUGACAGAAUCAGGUGCCACAUGUGAUUCAAGAGUUGCAGGUUGUACAAUCCUGUGAUACCUUCUAACAUGGUUAAUGCUACAAUCUGAAAAAUUUUUAAGACUUGCACAUUUUUUGUCCAACUAAGGUUUAGCCCUACAAGAUAGCUCACCAUGUGUGUCCAAAUUAAGGUCACAGAUAACAGGUAUCUGCCCAUUACCAGACUUUGCAUUCAGUAGCAGACAUGGAGAGACUGCCAUUAAACCAGAUGAUUGAUGGGCAGCAGGCUCAAAAGAAAGAUAGUGUCCCCAAUUACCAUGAGACACAGACUCUUCACGUGGUAUUUACUCACUUUUGUAGAUUAAUACAAAUGAACCAUUACCAUCUUAUUUCCCCCAUCCCCAGCAAGAGAGUGAGUGCAGCUGCUCUGGUUUCAAACACAGGCUUAGCCUUAAGUAAGUCUGGGACCAGAGCUAAGAUGGUGGUGUGAGCAUGGUAGAAUAGCUUAACUUCUCAUACAAUCAAGCUCUCUCUGUUUUUCCACUUCAUAGUGGCUUCUUUCUUCUUCUGAAAGAGAAGAAAAGGUGGAGACUCUGUAUCCUUUCAAAUAUUGCUGAGUUACAGCUU
Python bivittatus (Burmese python) is the source of this 3888-nucleotide messenger RNA. Its product is annotated as coenzyme Q-binding protein COQ10 homolog B, mitochondrial-like. Gene Ontology annotation, biological process: cellular respiration. NCBI's taxonomy places the organism in Eukaryota, Metazoa, Chordata, Lepidosauria, Squamata, Pythonidae. Gene Ontology annotation, cellular component: mitochondrion. Gene Ontology annotation, molecular function: ubiquinone binding. The record is from RefSeq and is a predicted model, not a curated record.